AUAUCACAAACUGGUUAGAGAAUCAGUAUGAUUACCAAAUAUAUCGACACCCACCAAAGAUUAAGGCCCAGGCUAGCUUUUCUAAAUGCCGAAUUCCUAAUAAAUUACAUCAAUGUGACCUACUCCCCCAUGUCCACGAUGAUCAGAAAAGAGGAAAAAUAUAUUUACACAGUUUG
Molecule: messenger RNA, 176 nt
Organism: Dentiscutata heterogama
Lineage: Eukaryota; Fungi; Glomeromycota; Glomeromycetes; Diversisporales; Gigasporaceae
Source: the annotation of a GenBank genome assembly